AUGGCAGCAGUUCUACAGUUCUGCGUGGAGGGUCUCUGCCUCGUGUACCACAUUGCUGCGGCCACAAAAUGGCCAAAGCGCCUCAAAGAGUUCCUACAGGAGGAGAAGUUGUUCACCUUUGCCAGUUUCAGCAUUAAAAAUGACAGGGACAAGUUGAAGAUGUCUGGUUUGGAGAUAAACCCCAACAAGCACAUCGACAUUCAGCGCAACUGGAGAGUUCCAUACAACGGAAAACCGUAUGACUCCUUGGCUGAUGUUGCAGCCAGCGUCAUCCUCCCAUUCUACAGCAAGAUGAAGAACAAGAUCGACAAGCAGGCAGACCAUAAACUAUGGGGGGUCAGCCCACUGCCAGAUUACUUCAUCGAGUACGCAGCAAUAGAUGCGUACGCUACCUACAAGUCGUGGAAGAUAAUCAACAACAUCAAAAGAGGUCUGGAAAUUUCAAAAGAGCAGGAAGAGGACCCCUACUACCACUGCCACUAUGCGCGAUGA
Aegilops tauschii subsp. strangulata is the source of this 492-nucleotide messenger RNA. RefSeq lists its product as uncharacterized. The record is from RefSeq and is a predicted model, not a curated record. Gene Ontology annotation, molecular function: 3'-5' exonuclease activity; nucleic acid binding. Lineage: Eukaryota; Viridiplantae; Streptophyta; Magnoliopsida; Poales; Poaceae. Gene Ontology annotation, biological process: nucleobase-containing compound metabolic process. Gene Ontology annotation, cellular component: nucleus; cytoplasm.